Camarhynchus parvulus is the source of this 2307-nucleotide messenger RNA. RefSeq names its product p53 apoptosis effector related to PMP-22-like. The record is from RefSeq and is a predicted model, not a curated record. NCBI's taxonomy places the organism in Eukaryota, Metazoa, Chordata, Aves, Passeriformes, Thraupidae. Gene Ontology annotation, cellular component: membrane; cell-cell junction. Bases 151 to 720 code for a protein of 189 amino acids. The transcript is spliced from 3 exons. Gene Ontology annotation, biological process: cell-cell adhesion.
CCCUCCCUCUCUGCUGUGUCUGUCCUGGCUGAAAAGCCUUUCCCCAACAUCUGCACAGGCGUUCUCAGGUGCCGGCAGCGCCUUUCCAGGAGCUCAGCAAAGGCAGCCUGUGGCAGAGAGGCCUUGUCCUGCCAGCACCUGCCCCCCGCCAUGGUGAAGUACGGCCUGGACUACACGCGCUGCAGAUGGAUCCUGCCCCUGCUCCUGGGCAUCGGGGUCAUCUUCGGCAUCAUCGCGCUGGCGGGCUGGGGCUGGCUGGAGUCGCAGACCUUGCCCUACGUGCUGCAAGCGUCGCUCUGGCAGAUCUGCAGGAGGGGUGACCAGGGCGGGGCAUGGAGCUGCGAGUCCCUCAUGGGCUACGCCUGGGGAAGAGCUGCUGCUGCCACAUACCUGGUUGGCUUUCUACUUCUAGUCAUCUGUUUUGCACUGGCCAUCAUAGCUUUUGCCAUCGACACACUUCGGUUCAACUUCAUCCGUGGGAUCGGAGGCUUGCUUUUCGUGGCUGCUGUGUUCUCCAUCAUGGGCCUGGUCAUUUACCCAGUAAAGUUCUCAUCUGAAAUUGAGAUGACAGGAAUCAAUAUGUUCAGCUGGGCCUAUGGCUUUGGCUGGACCACCGCCAUUAUGGAAAUAUGCUUGGGAUUCUUCUUCUGCUGCCUUCCUAACUAUGAAGAUCAGAUCCUGGGUAAUGUCAAGCCCACAUAUUUUUACUCUUCCCCAUAAGCACCAGGAAAAAUGUGUUCAUAUUCCAGAGAUACCUGACAGACUAGCUACGUUUUUCAGAAUAUUGUCAUCAGAUGUUAGUAGAAAAGGCUGGAAACUUUUCUAAUGUGUGUAGAAAUAUGGCACUGGCAUCUGCAGUAAAGUUAUCUACUCUAUUUUGGACCUUCAGAUCUGAUGUGAGUUGAUCACAUAAAGCACAAAUGUUAAAACCCCUUGGUUUUCCUCAUUCAUUUCCAUGAGUAGAGUUUAUGUGGAUUCCAUUGCAUUUUAAAUACGUUCACAAUUGUAAUUAAAUAAAAAGAACUUAUUAAACUGGCAAUAAGUAAAACAAUGUCUAUCUUCCUCCUGAAGGAAAAAAACUCAGAAAAAUCCCAUUUUGUAUCAUCUUCAACCUGAAGAUUUUGUACAAUUUUCAAAGAAUCAAAUACAUUUACCCACUGACUGCCAAAGUAGUAAAUUAGUCAGCCAGCACUUCACAGCUUUGCUUCUAUUUUUCAUUAAUUCACUUAAGCCAGAGAUAAGGACAGAGUAAAGAAGGGAUCAAAGCUCCCUACCAGAGCCAGCAUCUUGACUUUUCCUCAUUCAUGUGGAAUAUAUUUAUUUCUAAAUAUUUGCAAGAGUAAGCAAGGAACACCAGUAAAGCCUUAAGAAUCCUGGUGUGCCAUUGCUGGUGCCAGUACAGAGUGGGCAGAGGCAGAAGGGAUUUCAAGCCACCCCUGCAACCUGCAGACCUGGUUUGAUAAAGCUCCUGGUGUGGCUUUCUUCUUGGGUGUCUUGAAAUUUUUUUUCGGCUGUAUCAAAACCUAUGAUUUUAAAAUGCUCCGCUAUACUGGCCCAACUUUUUUAUCUAGUCUAGAAAGGUCAGGUAUGAUGUCCCUGCACCUCAGGAGUUGAGCUGGAGCAGUGUGAGUGUAAGUAUCAUACAGUUGCUAAAAGGCUCCUUUUUUGUUGAUGUGCUGUUCUUAAAUAUUUUAAAAGUGGAAAGUGUAUACAUUCAUAUGUAACUGUAAAAUGCAUAAAUAUCCCUUACCAACUCAUACUAAAGCUCUCACAGAGAAAAUCACAUCAUAAAGCAUCUUCCAGCAUCCUAUGCUCCACAGUGCCUCAAGCCUCAAUAUACUGCAAACAAUGAAGUAUACUCAAGACUCUGCUGGUUUCUGCCUUGUUAAACCUAACUUUAUAACAUUCAAUACAUUCUCUUAAGUGAAAAAAAGGAUAAUAAUGUGAUGUGGAAAAGGAGUCUCAUCUAGAUCCUUAACCACUGAGGUUUAUUAUUGUAACACAUCUGCAAUUUUGUAAUUUUGUGUACUAUGAAAAGCCCUGCCAAGUGUUCUUUGUUUCAACAAAUUAGAGGUAGAAAAUUUUUCAGUUAAAACUUUUCGGUAGCUAAAAUUAAUAAAGACACAGGGCUUCACCUGGGUUGUUUGGAGUUUUUUGUUUGGUUGUUUGGUUGAUUGGCUGGGUUUUUCUAAGCAGUUAACUCCAUUCACUUUUAUGGAGUGUCUCCUAAUCUUGAUCAAUGAGAUUGAGAGAUGGGUAGAGCAUAAACAAUGGGAGAAUGUAUGUAACAAUGCAUAAUUAGGCAAG